AUGGACGGUUCGACGUCGGCGUCGGCGUCGUCGGCGUCAUCGUCGCUGCGGGCUCGUGCUCGACUCGGCCCCAAAGCCGAAGCAGCUGGCGGUGUCGGCGUCGGUGCCACCCCUCUGCUUGGUCCCGGCGGUGCGACGGCCUCAUCUUCAUCUACGUCGAACUCAAUCUCAUCUGCAAACCCGCCUCGGUUCACCCAGCCACUCCCCAAGUCAACGGCGGCCUCGGACCGGCUGCGCCUGCACUCGCACCGCAGCCAAGACGAAGACGCCUUGCCGGCGCUAUCGCUGCUGCUCAUCAUCACCUCGUGGGCCUCGUCCCUCUGCCGUCGCUUGUUCGCCUCGUUCGGGUGGUUCAUCUCGUCCUACCAGAUCCCGGCCUUGCUCGUCUCCGGCCUCCUCAUCUGCUCGCUGCUCUGUCCGGCCCUGCUCCUCUACUUCUCGCCGACCGGUCCGGUCCCGCUUGCGAGCUCCCCGAUCGCACGCCGAGGUCGCGGAGAAUUCGUCUGGGAAUUGGAAGGCCUGCGACGCCAGGGCAUCAUCGCGAGCGAGGACGAGGUGUGCUGGGACCGCUUCGUGCGCUACUACCAAUGGAGGAACGUCGAGGCCAAGAUCGUGCGUAUGGAACAGCUGCUCGUCUCGUCCGUCGAUCGCGAAGCUGGGGCUGGCUCCGCUCAGGGAGGUCCGGGGGUCGGGCUCCGGAGGUCGAGCAGUGCCGGCGCCGGCGUCGGCGCAUUGACCAAAGCGACACUGCACAGGGCCAUGCAGCUGCAAAACGAGUUGGAACGAAGGCUACUAGACGGCCAGGUCCCCGGUUUGAGCUGCAUUCGAGACCACCGAGGGCGUUGCGCCGUCGCCAGCCCCGUCGAGUGGUGGGACUCGGAACAGGCAUUGUUGGCCGAUCCGGAUGUGCACAACACCAUCUCGGGACCGAGCCCAAAUGUCGACAUGCUCAAGAACCUCGAAUCUAAUCAACAAGCUAGGAUGGUUCCACUCACCAAUCCCAACACCCUCGUGGGCAUCGGAAGGAAUCGCAAGGUGAAUGCUGUUCUGAAGGUCGGCGGGCGAGAUCCGAGUUAGCUGACAGGGGACAAGUGGCCGCUGCACAGGGCUUGGCCAAACAUGCGCACCACCUUGCCAUCACCUUCUAUCUCGAAGACGCAUCGAACCAUUCCUCGGCCGAAUCCCCUCUGACCUUGCAAGGUGUCGGGUCGGUCGCGGAGGAAAAAGCAAGGUCCCGGGCUCGAGCGACGUGGAAGCGCGCCGUGGGCGACGUUGUAGGUGGCAAAGGGUGGAAGACGAACAGAGAGCAAGUCGGUAUCGUUGUCGAAGGUAAAGGGCCGGGCAAGCGGGUGACGCUCAAGGUGAGCCUCAACUCGGUGACUUGCAGAUUGGGCCGCAGCUCGACACUGACACGGUAGUGACGUAACCCAUAGCAUUUGCCUCGCUUGAGCGUCCCAGAAAAUCCCCGUCUUUUGGAGGAUAUCAUUUACGCCUUGUCCUACCUCGCCGUCUUCAUCUACGUCACCCGCGCCAUCCGCCGGCUUCCCCAGGUCAACUCCCCGAGCGGUCUGAUCCUGACUGGCACGGUCGAGUUGACGGCAUCGGGGAUCAUGUCGCUUUCCGUGUGCUGGUUGUUCAACUGGUCGUUUGCUCUUGUUCCGUGGAAUUUGUGCGCGUUCCUCGUUCUCGUCUGUGGCGUCGACAACAUGCUGCUGUGGACGCAUGCCGUCGCUAAAACCAACAUCCGACUGUCGGUGCCGGAGAGGAUCGCCGCGGCCUUGGCCGAAGAGGGUCCAGCUGCAUCGAUGGUACUGGCAUACGAGUUGAGUAUCUGCGCGUUGAUGCGAUACUUUAUCAACAUUCAGGUCAGUUACACCUUGUUACCGGACCGUCUGAACGCUCUGCUCACGACGUUGCGGAUUGACAGGUUAUGAGAGAGAUCAUCCUCGUCAUCAUCGUCGUCCUCAUCGUCGACUUUUUCCUCGAGCUCACUUUCUUCGCGACCAUCUUGAGCAUCGAUCUGCAGCGGCUCGAGCUCGCAGACUUGCUGCGCGGCACACUGUCGUCUGCUCGGCAACAGCCGCCGACCCCUUCCGAGGCGGGCGACCACGAGGUGCAUGCCUUUGCGUCCAAAGAUGCCGCACACGCGCCUCACGGUAUGUUUGCGAAGGCGUUUGCACGGGCAAAGAGGACCGUCUUGGAUCGACCUGCCGCGAUGACGACCUUCUUGUUGCUGUUUCUCAUUGACUUCAAUCUCUACCUCUUGUGAGUCGUUCGCUGAUGUAAGGAAUGGAGCCGAGACUAAUCCCCCAUCCUGAUUAUCUCCAGCUAUGGACCCGACCACUUCCUCCCGGCGUUCUGUUCCGAGACGGCAUUGGCUUCCCAUCGCCCGCUUUUGGCCCCAUCUCUUUCGAGGGAGAUUGCGCGCUCGCUCCAACUCGGUCAACGAGGCGAAACGUCGCGGCUCGGAGAAGUGGUGCCUGAAGCUGGGGCGGCCUUUUGGCGCCUGAUCAACCCCGCCAACGCAAGCUCGGCAAUCCACGUCUACGUUGAGCCGGCUUCGAUCGUGCGCUUCUUCGACGAUGGGAUGGUCGCACCUGAGAGCGCGUCCAUCGCUGGCGCGGCGAUUGUGUCGACCCCAUGGUGGAUCACCGCUGGCAUCGUCAUUGCGCCGAUCGCGGUAACGCUGAUGGUGCUCUACCUCUUGCUGCUCUACUUGCUCAAGGACGCCGAACUGCUCCAGAUCCAACGCUUGAUCUCGAAACAGCAGAGGCAAGAACGGAAAGAGGCGGGGCGCUUGUUGAAAAAGGCAGUACCAGAAGCCAAUGUCUCUGUGACCACCCUACACACCGGGCUCGAUGCAUCCGACAUCGAGCUCGUUGCUUCUAGUGCGGACGCGAUCGUCACCUGGUCUGCUCUAGAGGAACGAGUCUACCUAUGGCGGUCGGUGAAGCAAUCACCGACGACGACCACAAGCUUCCUCGAGAUCCCUCUCGCUGCGGAACCCCCGUCACUCGUCGCCCUCGCUCUUGACUCCACCACGAGGUUCUGCGCCGCCGCGACCAUGACGGGCCGGAUCCUCGUCUGGGAACUUGAGAGGAGACUGUUGAUCGACUUUUCCUCGGCUGAUGGGGACUCGAACGCGGUAUUUGGUCCAGCGACUGGUUUGUUCGCCGCUCCCGCAUCAUCGCCGAAUGAUCUGGGCCAGAGUGCUCCCCCACGCACGAGUCAGGGGUCUGAUAUUCGCUACGCUUUCAUCUCGAUCCACCAGAGCGGAGCUGUGAUCGCUUGGGAUUGUGUCACGCGUCUUUCGACCGUCAUUCUAGGUCCACAACCAGUGCCCGAGACAUCAGAUCUACCCAGUGCGCUGGGUCGUCUGCCCCGCAUUCGACAACUCGUCGUCGCACCACCUCGAGCCAGCUCAGCGACGGCGUGGCCAGUCUUGGCUCAAUUUUUUCCCUCGAGCGGUCAAUUUCAGCUCUUGCGGUCGACGUCCAGAUCGAAAGAUGCUACCGCACCGUGGGAAACGAUCUGGAACGUUCGACUCCCUCAAGAAGGGGACACUGUUACAGCCGUCGCGUUUGGUCGAUUCGAGGUGGGCCUCGGGGCGCUGAAGAUGGUCAGGAACGUGGUCUGCUUAGGCUUUCUCGGCGGAUCUCUCGCGGUUCAUCUUCUACCCGAGGAGUCAGAGAUACCGAGCACCGAUGCUGCGUCCACGCCCGUGGCUCUCCUCACCCUCGAACUCAACGGACCAGUACGUCAGAUCCGGCUCGCUCCUGGCGCCAAGGCGAAUGGUGACAAGUGUGCGCAAUGCGGUCACGCCAUCUCCGACGGCUUCUACGUCGUCGCCUCGACGACCUCGACCGUCUUCGUCGACCGCACUUUUUCACCGCCACCUUCGGGUUGUUCGUCCUGUUCGGGUGUGUUCGGCAUCGCCAGUCGAGCGGCCGUAUCGUCGGCGAUCACACGGAACUCGUCGCAAGGAUCGCUGUACGGCGGGACCGUCUCGGCUAAGCGCACGCCUAAGAAGUCACUUCGACGACCCAGUCAGGCGAGCCUCGAGGCCCGAGAAGCUGCUCUUGCUAUGGGAAGUGGACGAGCAGAGUCGAGGAGGGCCUCGGUGCAGGGCCCUAGACCUAGUUUGCCUUUCGCAGUUGACCUCGCGGACGCCGAGGACACCAAACCCAAGUCAGGCAACGGCUCGUCGAUGGACUCGAGCUCCUCGGAUGGAUUGGCUUUGGCCCUUACGGCUUCGACGGGUGAUACGACGGCCGACACUUCCUCUCCAGGAGCGCAAGACAUUUUCUCUGCUCUGGACGACUCGUCGAUCCCGUCAUCGUCGCCAGCGGAUGUCCCCCUAUUCAAUGCGGCCUCGGGCCUCAGCGUCGACAGCUCGACCCCAGCGACGUGUCGUCUGCAUGCGAUCGAAGCCAGUCGAUGUGCGAACGAUCAGCGAGGAGGGUGGGAUCUCGUCGACCGAUCCGUCAUUGGCUUACGACGGCAGCGGCAGGACGAGUCCUCGGCUUCGACAUUAGGAGUGGGUCCUCUGAGCUGGGCCGUGUGGAGCGUCGGCUUGCAGAUCGGCGCACAAGAAGGCAACAGCGAAUUGGACAGUCUACUCGCUCGAUCCGAAUCGGUAUCAGUUUCGAUGGGCGAAUAUAACGCAUGCAACACCCCUCUUCGACGGGGUAAUCACACCCCCGCGACGCAAAGCUCGACUGCGGCUCAGCUUCGUCGGAAUGUGGACCACGCAACGCCCUCGGUCCGCUUCGAGUCGGAAACGUUAAGAAACCUCCCCUUUUCUCGAGCACGACCUAUAGUGACCAUUUUCGGCGAUGGAGCGUUGGCGGUUGGGCUGGCGAACCAAGUGGCCCUCAUUCGGAGGAAGGGGAUGUCGCUCCUUGGGAACUGA
Molecule: messenger RNA, 4912 nt
Organism: Microbotryum saponariae
Lineage: Eukaryota; Fungi; Basidiomycota; Microbotryomycetes; Microbotryales; Microbotryaceae
Source: the annotation of a GenBank genome assembly